This is a messenger RNA of Drosophila obscura, 1700 nucleotides long. Its product is annotated as phospholipase B1, membrane-associated. The record is from RefSeq and is a predicted model, not a curated record. Gene Ontology annotation, biological process: phospholipid metabolic process. The coding region runs from base 64 to 1410 and encodes 448 amino acids. Gene Ontology annotation, molecular function: glycerophospholipase activity. Lineage: Eukaryota; Metazoa; Arthropoda; Insecta; Diptera; Drosophilidae. The transcript has a single exon.
CAUAAAAGUGCACCUUAAAUAAUUAAAAAUCCUGCAAAAAUCCUCUAAAAGAUUCCCAUCAACAUGUCCAAUAUCGCCAGCUGUUUGUGGUUGUUCUCAUUAUUGCUUUUGAUGAGUCCAAUUUCAGCAACAAACAGUCGACGCAUUCGACGCCAGAAUCGCUCCGAUCAACUCCUAGCGGAUAUAGGAGUUCAUGCGCAGAGCUACGAUCCAAGAAAACUGGAGAAUGGCAUACAACAAUACACCGUAAUCGACAGAGAUCUGCGACAAUUAUUCUUGGGCACGCGACGAGUUAUGUUAAAUUUUGCACUGCGAAAUAUCGAAGAUCUAAAGAAUCGAAAUAUGCGCGAGGGCAAGAUACAAAUACCCAUCUCGAAGAGGAAACCAUUUCCGUGUCCCAUGAACAAUACCAGAUCGGAGAAACCACCCACAUCGGUGGAGAGAUUACGGCCCGGGGAUAUUGAUAUUAUAGCCGCCUUUGGGGACUCGCUAUCGGCGGGCAAUGGCAUACUAUCGAAUAAUGCCAUCGAUAUGAUCAAUGAAUUUCGUGCAUUGAGUUUUUCCGGUGGCGGUUUGGAGAACUGGCGUCGCUACUUGACGCUACCGAAUAUCCUAAAGAUAUUUAAUCCGAAAUUGUAUGGCUUUUCGGUGACCAAUACUCUGGUGGUUAAUCAUCCCAAUUCACGCUUCAACAUUGCCGAGCCGAUGGUCAUGUCGAGGGAUUUGCCAUUUCAGGCCAGGGUACUCAUCGAUCUGCUGCGUCGUGAUCCGCAUGUGGAUAUGAAGCGACACUGGAAGCUGCUGACAGUUUAUGUCGGUAAUAAUGACAUUUGCUCGGAUCUGUGCCACUGGGAUGAGCCGCAGGCGUUGCUCGAUCAACAUGCCAGGGAUCUGAGACAGGCCUUUCGACUGCUCAGAGAUAAUGUGCCCCGUUUGCUGAUCAAUCUGAUUGUGGUGCCGAAUAUACACCUCACCCUGACGACCAUGAGGGAGAUACCCUUCCAGUGCUUUGUGGUGCAUCGCGUGGGCUGCCACUGUCUGUUAAAUGAUCGUUUGAAUCGCACGCAGCUCAGUCAACGCAUGGACACCGUACGACGCUGGCAACAGGUGGAUCUGGAUGUUGCCCGCCUGCCCGAGUUUCAACGCGAGGACUUUGCCAUUGUGGCGCAUCCGAUGCUGGCAAAUGUCACAGCGCCAAGGCUGCAGAAUGGCCACACCGAUUGGCGUUUCUUCUCGCACGAUUGCUUCCAUUUCAGUCAGCGGGGGCAUGCCAUCAUCUCGAAUAUGCUGUGGAACAGCAUGCUGCUGCCCGAUGAUCGCAAGCCGCGUCCCUUCACCAUUCCAGGGCUAUUCGAGAGCAUCGUUUGUCCCAGCGAACAGCAGCCCUACUUUGUGGUGAGACCUGGCUAAAAGCGAAGAGCUCAUCCUCCCCGAAGGUUACAGUGGGGUUUGGGUUACGUUGUGGGUUACUGAAUCGAAGGUUAAAGCUGUCUGUGUGAUAUGAGGUUACAUUUUAAGGUUUUUACUAUAAGGUUUUAUUUUGUAAGUUUUGUGAUUAUUAAAAAGCAAGAAUGCUGCUGAUUUGUCUCGUUUUUUUGAGUGGUUUUUUGGGAUGAAGAUGGAUUUAAUCAUUGAGGGACUUAUGCUGGAGAUUUUGAAAAUUUUGUUUGCAGAGAAGUCUUGAAAUUUUUUGCCUGCAG